Sitodiplosis mosellana (orange wheat blossom midge) is the source of this 5136-nucleotide messenger RNA. RefSeq names its product ras GTPase-activating protein 1 (gene vap). Gene Ontology annotation, biological process: regulation of GTPase activity. The coding region runs from base 1908 to 4733 and encodes 941 amino acids. NCBI's taxonomy places the organism in Eukaryota, Metazoa, Arthropoda, Insecta, Diptera, Cecidomyiidae. Gene Ontology annotation, molecular function: protein binding. The record is from RefSeq and is a predicted model, not a curated record. The transcript has 8 exons.
CAGCUACACUAACACCACAGCACAUAUCCAAAUGGCAUAAAUGUACGAGAACGGAACGAGCUAAACGUCGAAUUCGAUUAGAGGGGCAGUAAGAUAAGACGAAUGAGUAGCAAACGACACAGACGAUACGAGCAACGGCAGCAAAAAUUCCGUUCUAUCUGAACAAAAGAAAGGCAGAGAAAAAAUUGAAAUUGUUUGAAGAACAAGAAAGUGGAAAAGUGGAAAUAGAAGGAAAAAAAACUAGUUUCAUGUGCAAAGAGAACAGUGUUGUUGAACAAGCAUUAAUUGCUUUGCGAUUGAAAAUUUGUGUGAAAUAGCCCAAAAUGAGGUAAAAGAAGUAUGUGUGUGUUUGGUGACAAAUCCCGUAGUGAAAACACAGGCUCGAUGGAUUGUUUUUUUUCUUUCAUGCAAAAGCAAAUUGGCCAUUCAUGUGUGUUCUCAUCAUAAAAACUCAUUGAUUUACGCUUAUUAUUUACCGUGUGUUUGUGUCGCAUAAUAACAUUUACAUUAUUUCUAGUGGUGUGUGGCUGCUGCAGCGACAGCUUAUAGUAUUUUCAUCCUGGUGAUGGUAAAACGGUGUCUAUUCAUUUCAUUCAUGCCAUGGAUUAACUGUUUCCUCUUCUGUUCGUUCAAUUCAUAAUAGUAUAAUCGAAACAACAACAAUAACACACAAACACGAAACAGCACUAGAAAAAGAACUAAAAGACUGGAAUCUAUUGGUUUUUGAACAUUGGAUCCUCUAACCAUUAAACUAUCAAUUUGUUUGUGUGUGUUUGAUUGCAUAUUUACAUUUUGUAUUGUGUGUGUGCCAUAAUAACAUCAAUGUGAUCAUCUUCUUUUUCCUCGGUUAUCGGAAACAAAAUUACUACGCACAUCAAGCAAACGAAACAUUUCAUUCGUUUGUUGAAUAAAACCAAACCGUAUAGAACAAAAGACAAAUACACGCACCAAACAAUACAGCCGAUUAAAUUGCGUGUAUAAAUUUUGUUCAAGACAUAUUAAUCAAAAUCAAUUAUUGUUUUCCAUUGUGAAUUUUUCUUCCAUUCAUUCGUUCGUUCGUUGGCUUGUGUUAAAAAUUUUUUUUUCCUCUUUACUCAUUUCCUGUGUACGUUGUGCUAGUUUGUGUGCGCGACUGAACUGUGAAUGCAGUAGUCGAACCGUAUUCCUGCUUUUGUUGUUGUCGUGCUCGUCGCUCGUUGUUAUUAUUGUGAUUCUAUAUCAGUCUCACUCACUGGAUAUGUCAACGUCGUCGUCGUCGUAGUCGUUUCAUAUAGCAAAUAUGGUUUGUCUUUCCAUUCAUAUUUAUGUUACGCAUUCAAGUGUAUGAGUGCCCUGUGUGUGAGUCAUCGUCAAGCACCAUCAAGAUACAUAUAUAAAUGUGAUAGAAGAACAGAAAACAAAUUAUAUACUCAUCAGCGAAAAAAAAACAAAGAACAUAUACAAAAGAAAUUUUAAACACCACCAACAACAAUAAAAACAGCAAAAAUUUACAUUGAAUGACAACGAACUAGAAUCACUUCCAUACAUUGCAAACACUAUGAUAAUUACUCACUCACAAUUGGUCUAUAUUGGUAAUAGUGUAUGGCUGUGCGAGUGUCAACAUUAAAAAAAAAAAAACGAAUUAAUAUCACACAUCUUUAGCACUAGUUUAGUAUACCCAUUUUAACUGAACAUUUGUGAUUGUUCCAUCAUGUUUGCCGGAGUAUUGUGGCUUCCAAAUUAAUUACGCACAAAAACAAACCCGAAUCAAAUUCACAUAACGCAAAAAACCAUCAAUUUUUAUUUAAAACAAAAAUCGCAUUUGGGUGGGGGUCAUCACUCGAGUAACUCGAGUGUCAAGAAUUGGUUUUGUUUUCAAUUUCACAUUUGAGCGGAAGUUAUUAAUAACAAAAAAAUAAAUAUCAAUCAUGGCCGAUCUUAUAAGAAUGGGUGGACUCGUGGGCAUUCCAGUUCCAAAGGAUCGCAUGGAUACACCGUCAUCUGGAUCAGAGGAUGAGGGUGGAGUUGGUGUUGACCUUGCUGACUUGGCACAAGAAUUAGAUCAAGACGAAUUUGACGGCCCAAUGCUCAUUAACGGUGAUCGACCGGCGAUUAUUGCGCCACCGGAGAGUGAAUGGUAUCAUGGUAGAUUGGAUCGAUAUAGUUCGGAGCAACGUUUACGAAAUGCCAGUAAAUUGGGCAGUUACUUAGUUCGAGAGAGUGAUCGAAAGCCUGGCUCCUAUGUGCUGAGCUAUUUGGGUCGAACGGGUAUCAAUCAUUUCAGGGUAACCGCAGUUUGCGGUGAUUAUUACAUCGGAGGUCGACAGUUUGUGUCUCUCAGCGAUUUGGUUGGAUACUACACAUCGUGUAGUGAUCUAUUGAAACGCGAGCGAUUGAUUUAUCCCAUUCCACCACCUGAGCCUGUCAACGAUAAAAAGCGAGUCGUCGCCAUACUGCCAUACGCCAAAAUGCCCGAUACCGAUGAAUUGACUUUUCAAAAGGGCGAUAUUUUCUUCGUUCACAAUGACAUGGGUGAUGGUUGGCUUUGGGUGACGGCACAUCGAACCGGUGAACAAGGCAUGAUAUUUUGUGAACUGGUCGAAGAUCUCGAUGUAUCCAUUGAUCCGAAUACGGUGUUCCCAUGGUUUCAUCCGAAUUGCACAAAGAACGAAGCAGUCGAUAUGUUAGUCAAAGCAGGCCCUGGUAGUUUUCUCGUACGCCCCAGCGACAAUUCACCCGGGGACUAUUCACUCUUUUUCCACAUCAACAAUCAAAUUCAACGAUUCCGUAUUGAAAAGAAAGGUGUACGAUAUUUAAUGGGCGGUCGUACAUUUGAAUGUUUGGACGCCGUUAUAAAUCGGUAUCGCAAGGAACAAAUUGUCGAAGGUCAUUGCUUAAACCAUCCAGUUGUGAAUGGUAAUCAAACGGAGUUCAGCCAACAAACGGCUGCUUCGAUUGCAGCGGAGAAAAUUUAUGCGACACUGCGCGAAUGUCGCGACCAAAUAGGCCUGAAGAAAAUCAAAGGUAUCAAACAUACCGGUUACUUGUGGAAAAAGUCCGAUAAAACGGCCAAAUGGAAGCAAUUGUAUUUCGCUUUGUUGAACGAAGGCACCGAAACCCAUUUGUGCUUUUAUGACAAUCCAAAGAAGACAAAGCCAAAGGGUUUGAUCGAUUUGUCAUGCGCUUAUUUGUAUCAAACGCAUGAAUCGCUCUGGGAUCGCCCGUAUUGUUUCCAAAUCGUCGAACGUGCCCUACCAUGUUUGGCAACUGUGACAUUUUUGUGCGCAAAUAACCAAGACAGUUACACGGAAUGGAUAAACGCCGUGAAACCGCAGUGUGUGUCUCAGUUGGGAAAAACACAAACGGUCAACUUGAAAUUGAGAGAGUUGCGCAGUUUGAAUUUGCAAAUUUUGGAGGCACAUCGGUUGCCAUUUAAAUUAGUGCCACAGGCCUAUUGCAGCAUUGCAUUUAAUCAAGUGAAAAUAGGUAAAACACGCAUGAAGUCUGCACCCGAUCCCGUGUGGGAAGAGGAAUUUAUUUUGGACGACGUUCCACCCGAUGUGGUUACCAUGACAAUUACGGUUUUGAGCCGUGGCAAACGCAACAAAGAAUCGGAAGUGGCCGAUUUAACGAUCGAUUUGGCCACGUUGAAGAAUGGCUUCGAAACGGAAGAAUGGUAUCAAUUGAACGGAAUGACUCCGAUGGGAGAAUGGGGUUCGUUGCGCCUGCGAAUGCGUUAUUUGGAUGAUUUAAUUAUGCCAUGCGAUGAGUACAGCCCAUUGCAGCAACUGUUCCUCGAACCGGAACUCAAUUCGGUCAAAACACUCUCUGAACUGUGCCAUAACGAUCGAAUUCCGUUGGCCACGUCACUUUUGCGCGUUUUUCGCCGUGAAAAACGUGAAACGGAAUUGUUGCGAAUCUUAUGUCAAGCCGAAAUUGCCCGUGAAAAUGAAACUGCCACUCUAUUCCGAGGUGCAUCGUUAUCGACUACGCUUAUGGAUUUGUAUAUGCGAACCGAGUGCGGAGCUUUCGUACAAUCGGCUCUCUCUGAUACCGUUUCGAGAAUUCUCGAUAGCAAACAGUCGGCCGAAUUGAAUCCAACAAAAAUGGACGACAUCGAAGAUGCAUGCUCGAAUGCGGAAUUUUUACUUCAGAUUCUGGAUUUGGUGACCCAAUCUAUUUUCACCUCGCCAGAAGAGUGCCCACGAACCGUUCGCUACAUUUGCAACUGUUUGCAGAGAUCGGUUGUCGCCAAGUGGCCAACAGAACGUUUAGUUCGCACCAGAGUCGUUUCAGGAUUUAUCUUCUUACGUCUUUUGUGCCCAGCUCUCUUAAAUCCACGACAAUUCGGUCUGGUCACAGAAACACCAUCGAAUACAGCAACACGCUCUCUUAUCAUGAUCGCCAAAUGCUUACAAAAUUUGGCCAAUUUGGUUGAAUUCGGAGGAAAGGAACCUUAUAUGGAAGUCGUCAAUCCAUUCAUAUUGAAGAACAAGGAGCGUAUGAUUGUUUUCUUGGAUCAAUUGUCAUCGGUUACCGAUCCAAAUCCUCCGCCUGGAUCUUACGUGGAUUCAAAUUCGAAUCACAAGUGCUCCGACACAGGUCGCGAACUGGCGACUCUGCAUCACAUUUGCGUUUCAUAUUUACCGGAAUUGCAACGAAUUGCCAAAACGAAUGCGUCAAUUAAAAAAUUGGUUACCGUUACCGAUAUGCUGACCAAGCAUAAAUUGAAAUACCGCGAGAUGAUAAGUUGAAUGAAUUGAAUAUUGUCGAGUUGAAGUAUUGGUCAGCUUUGGAUAAGCUCAUUACAAGCAAGGACGAUAACUUACAAAUAACGAAAACCAAAAAGAAAGAAAGAAAAGAAAUACAUUAAGCUGCGAACGAAGAUUCGAAUUUAUUAUAAUUUCUCUUUAAAAGUCAAAAACUUCCAUGUGUCUUUGAUAUAAUCGAACGUUCAUUUUAUAUUUUAUAACGUCUGUUGGCGAAACCUAUUCAAUUUUGGAGGAUAUUUCUAUUCCAAGCCGAUUCAGGAUUACCAAAGUCAUUCUACAAUUCUAUAUAACAGUUCUUUUUUGUGUAUUAGUAAAAGAAAAGAGAAAAAGUAGUGGGCCAGAAAUAGCUGAAAUAAUAUAUUCCAAACGAUGAAUGAAAAACAAA